This is a messenger RNA of Caenorhabditis sp. 36 PRJEB53466, 3221 nucleotides long. Lineage: Eukaryota; Metazoa; Nematoda; Chromadorea; Rhabditida; Rhabditidae. The record is from the annotation of a GenBank genome assembly.
AUGAAGGGUAAGCUGGCAUUUUUUUUUAGAAAUUUUUAUAAAAUUUUUAAAAAAUUUCAGGACUCGCUGCUAUUGUCGGACUCUUGCUUUUGACGCUUUUUGGAUGUUCGACGGAAAAAUCGACAGAAGAUGGAUAUUUUGCGGCUGAAAAUUCUGGAAACGGUAGGGUGGCCUAGAAAAUGCUCGGCCAGGAGCUUGAGAGCGUUCUUUUUCCAUGAAAAUCCCCGAAUUUUGUGGUUUUCAGUGCGACAAAAGCGGUACACGACGCCGAACGAGACGGCUCAAUCGGUGCUCGAAGGCUACCGGUCGCAGCAGUUGAACAUUCUCGGAUUCUACGAAAACCUACGAAACUUGUACCUUUCGGGCGGUUUCUCGAAAGGAAACGUCUUGAAUUCGAUGAUUUUGGACGAGAAUAUCAUACCGCCCGUCGUGUGGGAACAACUGAUUCGCGGCCUCGAACGCACGCGCUGGGAGAUCAAAAACGGAGAGCUUGGACUGAAAAGGACCGCCGCGCUGGUCCUUCUCAACUCGCCCGAAGCGUUGCUCCGCGAGCCGUGGGCCAUGAUGUUGGCACAAGUCGUCCAGGAGCGAAUUUCGGCGAAAAAGGACAGUGCACACGCGUUGCGCGACCUCGCCCACGCACUUUUGGCCGGCAAUCUGACGAGGACCGCCUACGCAAACGGCACCGAUCUUCGACAAUUCCUAGCGGAUUUUGUGGACGAAAACCUGAAAGAAUCGAGAAAAACGACAGAGCAAGUGUUGGAACUGUUGAAUAUUGUGCAUCAUGUGGUCGGACCCGAGGACGAGUUUGGCAACAUUUGUGGAAUACUCGAGUCGAUUCCGUGGCAAGUUGGAGGCAUUUUGACGGAGGAUUCAAAGGUAAUGGAGGACGGAUUCGGAAUCAGCACAAAAAAUGCAAUGUUUUGAUAUAUAUUAUGACCUAUUUUGAGCAUUUUUUGUGUCUAGAUAUUGUCGACUUUGCAGAAUUGGUAUUUUUGGGAUUUAGGGCAAUCUAGGAAUGUUGAAAGUGUCAAAUUCGAAUUCAGCGAAAAAAAUGCAACAUUUCGGUACCCUGUUUGACCUAUUUUGAGUUGGGUUAACAAAUGUACAGGCGAGACCCGAAAAUAUGAAAAAUCUCUCAAAACUAUGACAAUAUGGGUAUCAAAACUUUUCAAAUCACCCGUAGAACUUGAAAAUCAUGCGGCGACAACGCAAAAAGUACAGUAACCCGUGCAAUCUACGGUAGGCAAAAAAAAUUUGUUUUUCAAAAUUGGUCACAAUGUAUGUCAAAAUGUUCCAUGUGUUCUCCUGAACUCGAAUAUCACACUUACACCCUCAUUAGAGCAAAAAACGAUUAUUUUCAGAUCCUCAGCCUGUUCACUCGUGAUCUAUCCGGAUUCGUGGUCGACGCGGACAUCGGCUUCAAGUUGGCCAACUCGAUUCGGACCAAUUUUCAACGCCUCGGCAAUUUUAGCCUUAAUUCGACCGAAAAAAAGUUCAUCGACGAGUUCACCGAGUUGGAAUUGAGGGUCCCAUGGACUAUUGAGGUCCUUGGACCGAACGGGACCGCCUUGAAACCGACUAACAUCACCCGAAAAGCAAAAAGUGGCCAGGAAAUGCGUAAACUGCUCGGAGACUUCAAACUUUUGAAUUCGACAUUUCAAAGUACGACAUUUGAUGCUCUGGUGAAUGGAAUCGGAAGUAUGGAAGAUGUCAAGUCGACAGUAAUCCUCAUGGCUCGACUAAUCGAUAAUCUGAAUGGAUCCGUCGAAAAUGCGAUCGCUAUUGUCAAAUCCGCGAAAUCGGCGCUCGAAAUCGAUCCGCAAUGGCUGACAAAACUCGAGGCGGCCUCCGAUAUUGUCGAUCGUUUGUCGAUGAGCUCGAAAGACACGGAGCGGUCGAACGGGACCGUGGAGGAAGGAUCCGUCGGCUCGAACACCCCCCACCGAACCCUCUUCGAUCUCUUCCUCAACGCGAAUUUCACGAGCGGCGGUCCCAUUGGCUCGCCGCUGUUCCCCUACUCGCAGCUGGUCGAUCAGGAGGAAAUGAUCAAACUUUUUGCCGCGUUGAAAGUGGUCCCGAGCGAGCGGAUCCACGAAUUGUUCAAUUUUGUCAAGAGGAAUAAGACGAUGGACUUCAAGGAACAAGUCGAAAGGAUACAGGUUUUGAAAAUUCAUAACUUUUUUCAAAAAAAUGCAACAGACCCCCGUUUUGGCUUAAAAUGACGGUAGUUGAUUGGAGAAUGUAGGAAAAAUAGUUUCAUCGGGUUAAUAUCCCUCUAUUCUCGUACAAAAAAGCCGAUUCCAGGACGGUUCUCUCGUGUCCGACAUGAACAAAUACUUUGGGACCAGCAUCUCUUCGGCCAGCCUGGACGAGGCGCAGAACGUCCGUUCGGUGCUGCGGAUCAUCGCGAACAUCUCGGGACCGGCGCCCGAACCGCUCUCCUACCUCUACUCGUCGCUGUCGAUUUUCCGAUCGGCCGGCCCGAAGAACGCGGCCGCCUUUCUCGCGAAACUCUCCAAUCUCACGGAAUUGGCCCGCGACGGCGCGUGGUUGGACACGUGGCAAGCCCUUCAGGACAUGAGUAUUGUGCUUUUCGGACCGCGCGCCAACUUGGAAACAUCACUGGAACCGUUUAAACUCGAAAAGUUCUCAUCGGAAACGUCGAGUUACCAGGAGAUAUUUCUGGCGCUUCAAAUGUUGAUGGCGUCUGAUUUGCGGAAAGUUGAGGCGAAACUCCGCUUCAUCGAGGCAUUUUUCGGUCCGCUAAAGUCGGCAGACGUGAAAACGGUGCUGAACGGAUUGGGAGUGGACGCGCCGAAAAUCAGAGCGAUAAACGAGGCGACGAACUCGGUGGACGAUCUGGUGGCACUGCUCCGCGCCUCCGGAUCCUUUGACAAACUCGUCCGACUGCUCGUGUUCCACCAGUCGUUCACCACCGAUUUCAACAGUCCCACCGAGUCGGUCCGCCUGAUCACCGACAUGAUUGUCUAUUUGCAGAUGAACGGAUUCACUAGCAAGGUGAGACUCUUCUUUCGUUUUUUUUGGUGACAUUUUUGUUUCUCCAGAUCCAAGGAUUCAAGAAGCGAAAGUUCAGCGGGAGCCACGACGAUUUCAUGCUCGACAGCUACGCCGGAUCCAUGUCAAAAAAGUGAGCAUUUUUGCCCCCGAAACCUCCAAAAACAACGUCCUUCAGAUCCAAAUCGAAGCAGUCCUCGUGA